AUGGCGGAACACGCUCCUCAACCCCCUGUUGCUGCGACUCAAGUCGAAGAUGACGCCGUGUCUGUAACGCCUGAGUCCUUAGCAUCGUCGAAGGCUUCCUUGAGGUCUAGCAUUAUGGAAUUUCGAGCAGAGAAUGGCCGCACCUACCACCGGCUGAGUGACGGAAAGUAUUUUGGACCGAAUGAUGAGACGGAGCAAGAUCGUCUGGACCAUGCUCAUGAACUGUGGCUGAGAACGUGGGACAGCCUGUGUAACAGCCCCAAGAAGUACGGUGCGAACCGUGUCCUGGACGUUGGAACUGGAACCGGCAUAUGGUCCAUAGACUAUGCGGACGAGCAUCCCGAGGCAACCGUUAUCGGGGUUGAUUUGAGUCCGAUCCAGCCUGAAUUCGUCCCUCCAAACUGUUACUUUGAGGUGGAUGAUAUCGACAAGCCGUGGAUAUUCUCGCAGCCGUUUGACUUUAUAUUCGUGAGGGCUAUGGUCGGGAGCUUCCGCAGCUGGCCUAAAUUUCUCUCUCAAGCCUACGACAACCUCGAGCCUGGUGGAUACAUCGAAUUACACGACAACAACUUCCCAGCGAUAUGUGGAGAUGGCACAAUGACAGAGGACUCAUAUAUCUUGCAGUGGACGCAGAACGUCGUGAAAGCCACCGAUGUCGCCGGGCAGCCCAUUACAACGGCACCAAGCUUCAAGAGGCUGCUUGAAGAGGCAGGCUUCGUUGACGUUCAGGAACGCACGGAGUACUGGCCCGUCGGCACUUGGGCCGCUGAUCCCCGUCAAAAGAACAUUGGCUUGUGGUGCGCUGAGAGCAUGAUGCAAGGCAUUGAAUCCAUCUGCAUGGCUCUGUUUACUCGCAUGCUUGACUGGACCAAGGAGGAAGUGUUGGUAUUCUGCGCGCAUGUGCGGGAUGAGAUGAAGAAGGGCAAGGUUCACGCCUACUUCCUAGUGUACUCCGUUUGGGGCCGGAAACCUGAGAAGGAAGCUUCGGAGCCGCCUGAAGCAUAG
Messenger RNA from Colletotrichum gloeosporioides, 1005 nucleotides. Its product is annotated as Secondary metabolism regulator laeA. NCBI's taxonomy places the organism in Eukaryota, Fungi, Ascomycota, Sordariomycetes, Glomerellales, Glomerellaceae. Bases 1 to 1005 code for a protein of 334 amino acids. The record is from RefSeq and is a predicted model, not a curated record. The transcript has 10 exons. Gene Ontology annotation, molecular function: methyltransferase activity.